Molecule: messenger RNA, 655 nt
Organism: Prunus persica (peach)
Lineage: Eukaryota; Viridiplantae; Streptophyta; Magnoliopsida; Rosales; Rosaceae
Exons: 1
Coding region: 267-605 (112 amino acids)
Source: RefSeq, a predicted model, not a curated record
GCCUUAGAUUAAUUAUAAAAAUAGAAUAACAACUUUAUUUGUGUUUGACGCUGAAAUUAGAUUGGGUUAAGGUAAAGUUGGAUUUCAAAGUAAUCUCCCUUCAUCCAAUUCGAAUUCCAAACCGUAGUUAAUUUUCCAAAAGAAACAAAGGUAACCGCGUAGGGGAGAGCGCCUGGCUUUGAGCAGAAUGUGAUCAACAAAUAAAAGGGCAGAAGAUUCAAACUUUCUUCCGAACCAAACACCACAAUAUUUCUUCGAAACUCCAAAUGGACGACAAUGAUCCGUGGUUAGCCCCAGACAAGCUUCACCAUGUUCUCUUCUGCUUCUCUUUCACCCUCGUCUUCUCCACAUUAGCCGCCCGAACCCGGUAUCCGUUUCUACGUCGUCACUCUAUUCGGGUCGGAUCCAUUCUCUCUCUCUUAGCCGGCGCAGCCAAGGAGUUCGCGGACGAGCUCGGGUUCUUCAGGUCCGCCGGAGCCUCCGCUAAAGACGCCGCCGCCGAUAUCCUCGGCGUCCUGAUCGGUUCCCUUGUGCUAUAUUUGAUUAAGUACACGACUCGACCCGAGAAUGAGACGGGUCGGAUCAAAGAGGAUUCGAUGGUCUGAUCGGGCUUUUGGGUCAGUAUGGUUAAUGGGGUUGUUUUUGAGGAAUAUUG